Messenger RNA from Lates calcarifer (barramundi perch), 4271 nucleotides. It is a transcript of the gene dact2, whose product is annotated as dishevelled-binding antagonist of beta-catenin 2. Gene Ontology annotation, biological process: negative regulation of nodal signaling pathway. The coding region runs from base 1361 to 3922 and encodes 853 amino acids. The transcript has 4 exons. Lineage: Eukaryota; Metazoa; Chordata; Actinopteri; Centropomidae. Gene Ontology annotation, cellular component: cytoplasm. The record is from RefSeq and is a predicted model, not a curated record.
UUUAUUACAAUAUUUAGGCUUAUUUUGUUAGAGGAGGAGAGUUCAGUGUUUUACCUAAACUUAGUGCUUCUCCCAGCCAAGGCCCUGCACACAGAUAAAUAAAUGUCAUUGUUUUUCAUUGAGGUCAGGGGGCCUCUGUAUGAAAGGACUGUUAAUAUUUCCUUGUUUGCUCAGUAAAAAGACACAAAACCACCACAAAGAGACAAAAAAUACCAUGAAAAGAGACUGAAAUGACUACAAAGAGAUGAAAAAAUACUACGAGGGAUGAAAAAUGACCUGAAAAAGAUGAAAUAUGACCAAAAAGAGAAAGAAAACAAACACAAAAUUACCAAAAAGAUGCUCAAAUUGAGCACCAAGCGACAAAAGAAGACACAAACAGCGCACAUGCAGUUGCAUUGAUUGUAGUUUUGUGUUUGUAGUUUUGUAGUUGUCCUGUGCCUGUACUUGUUUCAGCCCUUUAGUUUAGUAAAGGUAUGUAAUGUAUUUCCCUGAGUGUAAAAUAGACACAAACUUCCUCUGUUAAGAUGACUUCUCAUAUUUAUGUUUAUUUGGUGAAAUAUCUGUUAAUGCAUCAGGUGUUUUGUCAGUUAGUGCCAUCAGAAACUGCAAUAAUCUUUACUGCCACAAGGGGGCGUCAUUCAUCCAUCACUGGUCUUUAUCGCCAGCACUGACUGAUUUUUCUGUUUUCUCUGCCAAGCCUCUGUCUCCAUGGUAAAAUGACCACUGAGUGUUUGAGGUCAUCUCAGUGUAAAUGGUUUUAAAGGUUUUACACAGAGCUGUGGUGUUUGAGCUGAGAUGUGUGGGAUCGCCUGUCUUAAAGCUGCUGAAAUACACGCUCAUGUAAACUUUGGUGGGUGGUUAUCUCCUGAUAAUAAAAGGACAUAUGAGCCCAUUUCUUUUCCCAGACUCUCACAGAGUUGAGCACCCAGCUUUCCUCUGCUUAGCCCGCUACAGCAGAGAACAAUAACAACAAAAGAAUGGUGGAAAUAGCAUAAUAAUAUGCCCAUCAUGCCGUGUGGUAUUAUGCAGAUGAACUUAGCACAUGCCCGGGCAGCUUCACUGAGGACUUGAAUGGGGAGGAUUAGCACCAGAUGUUCAGUAGGACGCAGUGGCCAGCCAAUAGGGACGAAGGCCAUUUGGUCUGUGGGAGGAGCUCCGUCUCUGCCCUGCGCUCAAGAUUUAUUCUAACAGGUAGUUUAAAAACUAACCAGGUUAACAGCAGCAGCAGCAUCGAGGCAGUAACUAACCGAGCCGUUAAAACGCGAGGAGCGCGGUCUGCAGUCUGCACGAGGACGCUUCUUCACCAUCAUUUUGAUCAUCAGUUUGUUUUUCGGAUAAUGCCCGGACGCCGCUCUCCAGCAUGCUGAGCAGGAAGGGGUCUUGUGCGGGGAUGAUGAGCGCUGCGGCCGCGGUGGACCGCGGCAGGGUCGGGGAGAGGCUGCACGCGGCUCUGGCCGGGCUGCAGGAGCUGCAUCUGCUGAAGGACAGGCAGAGCGACAUGGUGAGCUGGGCCCUGAGGAUGGACCGAGAGGAGCCGGUCACCUCUGUGCACGCAGCCCCGGAGGGUCCCCGGGCGAUGGGGGCUGAGGAGCAGCGGCUGGAGGCGACCCUGACAGCCCUGAAGCAACAGCUGUCUCGUCUUCGGAAACAGGAUGUAGGCCUGAAGUCUCACUUGCAGCAGCUGGACCAACAGAUCAGUGAGCUGAAGCUGGAUGUAAGCAAGGCCUCCACAGAGCAGCUGGAGAGCGACAGCAGGCCAAGUUCAGGUUUUUAUGAGCUCAGCGACGGCGGCUCCUGCUCCCUGUCGAACUCCUGCACCUCCGUGUACAGCGAAUGUCUGUCGUCGUCCCAGACGAGCCUUCUCCUCCUUCCUAUGAGCCCCGCUAAUUCCCACGUUAGCCCUCCACCACAAGUCGACGUCUGCCGCCGACGCUCUGCUGAUGAGAGCACCACCCAGCCCAACCCGCCGCGGGCCACAGGCCUCCAUCUGGGCAGCAGCAGGAUCCGAGCGAGCACUGCAGGCACCGAACAGGCACGACCGAGACCUGUGUCAACAGGUGAUCUUGAUAGGAUGUUGGCUCAAGGACCAAACUAUUACAAAUCUGUGGAUGCGAAGAAACCCCCAAUGUGUCCAAAUGUGAAGACCUCCGCAGUGGACCCCAAGUUUCAGAGCAACCUGGUGUCCCGCAGUGGCACUGAAGUGUACCACUACCCCAGCCCCCUGCAUGCUGUGGCUCUGCAGAGCCCGAUAUUUUCCAACGGAGGCACCCCAGCCACACCUGGACUUCUAGAGGGGCAAGGGCCCCCAGCCCUUCAGAGGGCACAGAUGGGUUAUGAGACCAAGACCCUGGGUUACAUUGACAAGCUCCUGCAGCGCAGCUUCAGCAAAAUCCAGAGUGAAACAGGAACAGAGACUGUGCAGACCCACAGCGACUACCACAGGAAGCCCACGGAGGUCGUAACUGUGCCUCCUGAAGUGUCUCAGAAAGAGGUGUGUGUGCUGCAGCCUCUCCCAGCUCAGACCACAAACAUCAACCCACUUGAUAGCGACCAGAGGAGACACUGCAUGACAUACUCCAGCCAGGAACCAGCUGAUAACACAGACCACAAACACUCAGUGAGAUCUCAGGAGGUUUCAUACCGGUACUCCUAUCCUGUUGCAAUGAGGGAGUACAGCUCUGAUGAGGUCACCACUUCAUCCCUCAGGAAGAACGAGAAGCUCCAAGGAGAAUAUGCAAGUAUAGGGAGAAGCCACUCAGAGAAGAGAUGUGGCGAUAAUCCAGAGUCGAGAUCACAAGAGAGGAAAGGCCAUAGACAAAGACCGGUGAUGGCCCACAGCUCCAGCACAGAGGAGAGUCAAGGGUUUGAGGUUCAUGCUGGUCACACGACUUCCCCCGAGUUCGUUCAUGCCAAAUUCGUCCCUGCUGGAUCUCAGAGGGUCAAGGUGAGACAGGCAGACCGUAAAACCAAAGCCGUGAAGCUGAGAAGAAAAAGCAGCGAUAAGCCUCGAGCACUGAGGCAGCAGCACGGAUACUCCUCUGGUGAAAGGACCAGAGAGGCCAGUGCUGGAACCAAGGGGGAGCAGAGAAGGUCUGGAAAGGGGAAAGUGACCCAGAAAUUUACCAGCUGUCACACAGAGGAGCGCAGACAGGGCUCAGGCUCAGACUCCAGCCACUGUAGCCCAGGAGUCAUGUACACCCACAAGGUCCACCCUAAGCCACAUCCCGUCCCUGCUGCUACAAAGUCCAGCAAAAGCCGAAGACUGCAGAGCGGGGACUACGAGCAGCCUGUAGAGCAGAGGAAGAGGAGGCAGGGGGCUGCCAAGUGGCCGUCCGAUGCAGAGAUGUUCCAGGCCUCAAGUGCUCAGCGUCAGAGGUCAAGAGAGUCACUGGGGAGCAUGCAGAUGGUCCGCAGUGUGAGUGCCAAGCCGGGCCAGUGGAUCGGACCUCCUCGCCCCUUCCAAUCCUCCAUGUCCUCUCACUCCUUCCUCUACAGUCUGAAUGCCAGAUACCCUCCAGCACCUUUCCACGUGUCCAGCAUCUACCCGCCCCGAUGUGAGUCGGAGUAUUCAGCUGAAUGCGCCUCCCUGUUCCACUCCACCAUUGCCGAGAGCAGCGAGGGCGAGAUGAGCGAUAACACCACCAACCGCUUCGGAGAUAGCGAGUCCAGCCAGAGCUUCCAGUCCUUCUCGGACUCUGACAGCAGCCUGUCCCUGGACGAGGAGGACCAGGUGGACAGCCACGAGGAGGAGGGAGGUCUGGUGUGGGCUGAGGCCGCUAUGGGGCCCACCGCUGCCGGAAGACCCCUGCAGCAGCUCCCACGCCCGGAGCCGUCAGCCUGCCGCAUCAAAGCCUCCCGAGCCCUGAAGAAGAAGAUUCGUCGGUUCCAGCCUGCCUCCCUGAAGGUCAUGACCCUGGUGUAGUGACGUUCCCCCAGGCUGAAAGGAAACCGUCCAGUCUCACCUGGUCUGUUAGCACAGCACCCGUAAUCAUCACUGAGAAGCAGCCAUUAAACUGGACUGCAUGUGUGCACUGAUUGUUUUGUUUAAACAAAAAAAAAAUUGUUAAGAAUUUACACUGAUUGAACCAGAGAAUGGUGUACAAAAUGGUGCAUUGUAUAAAAGCAUGUAUAACACAAUUACUACACUUACACUUAAUUUGUAAAUAUUUAUGUUGUAAUGAAAGUUUCUCACGGCAUAUGGCUGCAUUUGACAUUUCUGUCAUAUAAUUGUUUCUAUCUGAGAAAUAAAACCAAUCUUUUUACAUUUCUAA